AUGUCUAUUGUCAAGAUCCACGCUCGAGAGAUCUUUGAUUCUCGUGGAAACCCAACUGUGGAGGUCGACCUUUACACUGACAAAGGCUUGUUUAGGGCGGCUGUACCAAGUGGAGCAUCAACUGGAAUCUACGAAGCCUUGGAGCUCCGGGACAAUGACAAGUGUCGCUACCUUGGGAAAGGCGUCUCAAAGGCUGUAGAAAACAUAAACUCAGCCCUUGCACCUGCACUUGUCUGUCAAUAUGUAUCUGUGGUUGAGCAGGAGAAAAUUGACCAGAUGAUGAUUGAAAUGGACGGAACAGAUAACAAAUCCAAGUUUGGAGCAAAUGCGAUCCUGGGUGUGUCUCUGGCUGUUUGCAAAGCUGGUGCAGCAGAGAAAGGAGUCCCCCUGUAUCGUCACAUUGCUGACCUCGCAGGAAACCCUUAGGUUAUCCUACCUGUGCCGGCCUUUAAUGUGAUCAACGGCGGCUCUCAUGCAGGAAACAAGCUCGCAAUGCAGGAAUUCAUGAUCCUGCCCAUUGUUGCGAGCACCUUCAAAGAAGCCAUGCGCAUUGGAGUCGAGGUCUACCACAAUCUCAAAAACGUCAUCAAGAAGAAAUAUGGACAGGAUGCCACCAAUGUAGGAGAUGAAGGUGGUUUUGCCCCAAACAUCUUGGAAAUCAAGGAAGCGCUGGAGUUGGUGAAAGAGGCCAUUGCCAUAGCAGGAUACACAGAUGAGGUUGUGAUUGGUAUGGAUGUGGCAGCAUCUGAAUUCUACCGUGAGGGAAAAUACGACCUGGACUUCAAGUCUCCUGAUGACCCAAACCGUUACAUCACUCCUGACGAGCUGGCUGAUCUCUACAAGAGCUUUGUGAAGGAUUAUCCAGUGGUUUCCAUUGAGGAUCCCUUUGACCAGGACGACUGGGCUGCCUGGACCAACUUCACUGGGAGCAUGGACAUCCAGGUCGUUGGAGACGAUCUGACUGUUACCAACCCCAGUCGCAUCAGCAAGGCUAUGGAAUCCUGCAACUGUCUGCUGCUGAAAGUCAAUCAGAUCGGCACAGUCACCGAGUCGAUGAAAGCCUGUAAGAUGGCGCAGGAGAGCGGCUGGGGUGUGAUGGUCAGCCAUCGCUCUGGCGAAACUGAGGACACCUUCAUCGCAGAUUUGGUGGUCGGCCUUUGCACUGGACAGAUCAAGACUGGGGCACCUUGUCGCUCUGAGCGUUUGGCCAAAUACAACCAGAUUCUUAGAAUUGAAGAGGAGUAGGGGGACAAGGCUCAAUUCACUGGAAAAAACUUCAGAAAACCAUUGUAA
Molecule: messenger RNA, 1293 nt
Organism: Limanda limanda (common dab)
Lineage: Eukaryota; Metazoa; Chordata; Actinopteri; Pleuronectiformes; Pleuronectidae
Product: alpha-enolase-like
Exons: 1
Biological process (GO): glycolytic process
Cellular component (GO): phosphopyruvate hydratase complex
Molecular function (GO): magnesium ion binding; phosphopyruvate hydratase activity
Source: RefSeq, a predicted model, not a curated record